Molecule: messenger RNA, 3624 nt
Organism: Acanthosepion pharaonis
Lineage: Eukaryota; Metazoa; Mollusca; Cephalopoda; Sepiida; Sepiidae
Source: the annotation of a GenBank genome assembly
AUGCAGAUUGGUUGGUGUACAAUCAAUUGCCAAUUCUCACAAGAAAAUGGUGUUGGAGACACACCCGAUUCUUAUGCAUAUGAUGGAAACAGACUACGCAAAUGGAAUGUGAAAACUCAGAGAUAUGGAGAAUCCUGGUUAACUGGUGAUGUAAUAAGCUGUGCUAUUGACUCUGACAAAGGAACGAUUACAUUUUUUCGAAAUGGAAAGUGUCUUGGAGAGGCAUUUAACAAUGUCCGUACAGGUCCAGGUUUUGCAUACUUUCCAGCAGUCAGUUUAUCCAUGUCAGAGAAUGUACGAGCAAAUUUUGGAGCCACUCCUCUCAGAUAUCAGGUUGAAGGAUAUCGACCCCUUCAAGACCCACCCACAAUUGACCUUAUUCAAGCACAGCUCCUAUUUUGUUAUCUAGAAAAUUUGUUACCAGUGAUGGUUAAGGAGGAGUCUGAACGUAAAUCCCUGCCCAUUGAGAAAAGAGACCUGCGUCCACCUACGCUGACUGAUUCCCGAAGCCGGCAAUGCAAUCUUCUUCUGGUGGCUGCCCAUCUAUUCAACAAACUGGCCACAUUAUUGAAAAGUGCCUAUAUUGUUGAGGCUUGUCUCUUGAGGUUUAUGUUGAAGGUCUGUGAUGCAGAAUCGUGCCUCUCUGAACAACCGUAUAUCGCUAAACUUUUAGACAGUAUGUGCACUCUGAUGCAGGACUUCGAAUUAAAAGCUUGCCUGGAAAACUUAACCAUUACGUUGCUUUCUGCAUAUCGAUUCUCCCCCAUUACUGCUGACUUCAAAUAUCCGAGAAUGUAUUUGAGUCUGACCCUGGCAAUAUUGAGGCACUCCCAAACACGGCGCCAUCUUCUCUCCACUGUUUUAUUUGACAAAAUCAAGUUCCCUGUUUUUUUGCAUAUCAAGCCACCUGAUGACAAAGGGUUAUUUGAGAUUGUCCCAAGGGUUUGGUGGCCCAGAAUUGGAGAGGAAGGGAUUGUACUGCCUUCACGGACAGAAAAGGAGGAAGAAGACAGACUAGAAUAUUUUGCAUCUUGUGAACAUCUCAGGAAUAAAAUCGAAGAAAUAGAAAAUCUACAAAUUGAGAUGCUAAAAGUUUUGUUAAUACACAAUGACGAGAAAGAUGGUAAAACCUCAAGAGAUUUAUUCUUAGAGAAAUUCAGAGGCUUCCUAAAAGAAAAUGCAGGUACCCGGUUGCAGCCUAUCAACACAUGCCCUUUGCCAGUAAGCCUGUGUUUCUUUCAUCGUCUUAUUCAAGCCUUACGUUUCUAUUGGGAUGAAUAUCAUCAAAAAGAUCCUGCAAGAUAUUUACCAAGCUCAGAGGCUUAUAUGCCAAUUAAUGAAUUCAAAAAACCUGGCCGUGACAAUCUGGACUUUCAGAGAUGUGGAGGAUUACUAUCUCAUUUACAGAGGACCGUUUCUGAAUCAGAAGGAGGCAAAUCCAAGAAAGGACAUAAAUCUGAUGGUGCUUCAGGUAGUAGCAGUAGCAGUUGUUACCAGAGCAGUGUGGAUCCCGGAUCCGGGGAAAUCCCCAGUGACCCGUCACUCACAGAAUUACUUGAUGGUAUCAUAACACUCUAUCACAUAGCAACACACAAACAACUUGGCAAGAUGAGUACUUUACGAGAAAACAUGAAUGAAUUUAUUCAUUCUUUGAUGGAUACUGAAGAGAAAAUGAAACACUGCCCUGAAGAUGCUCAAGAAAUUCGUAAUGAACUUGAACGGGCCAAGUCAGUAUUUGAAGAAAAAAUAGCUGAACAAGCCCGGCAAAUGGCUUGGGUUAUUGCUGUUAUAUAUUCAAAGGCAAAACAGAUUGAUGUCGCGUGGAUAUUCCAAGUCGUCCUCAAAACUGUCCUGAAAGCUUCUGCCUUUAAACAACUUUUCCAGUUUCUACCAGAAUUCUAUAUUGAUACAUGCAUUAAUACAUACAAUGCUCUAAAGAAUUAUUUUCAUCCAACGGCAAAUUUUAGUGAACUACCAGAUCAGGCUGACUUAAGCUCACGAUUUGCAUUGUUUCUUACAAAGCACUUCUCAGAUAACAGAAUUGUUAACUCAGAUCUUCGUGACAAUAUCACACAAGCAUUGGCCUGUUUUGCAUGUUUCCCUUAUUCUCUUGAAGCCUUAGAAAAUUUGCCAUUGGACAUUAAGAAAACGAUGAUGUAUUCUCUCAUUGCUCCUUAUGACAACCGGUCAUGGGCACAGACCAAUUGGAUUUUGGUGCGCAUUUGGAAAGGCUGUGGCUUUGGCUAUCGUUAUACUCACUUGCCACAUCUUGUUCCUUCAAAAGUUCAAACAACUGAUCUUGGUUUGGCCAGCCUCCAGAAACCGUGUCCUUCUCGGGUAUUUCAGAGUCUUCUCGCAGAAAUGCUUCUUCUGGAUCAUGAACGUGCCGUCCGUUUCCUUGAUACGAUGCUCAGCCAACUCAAUUGGUCUUUUUCUGAAUUUAUAGCCAUUAUGCAAGAGAUUCAACAAGUGGUUAGUAAAACAGAACCACGGUUCAUUGAUACUCGCCAGUUGAAAUUCUGUGCAACUUGCUUUGAGAUAACUAUUUCCCUCCUGCGUGUUGUGGAGAUGAUUGUCACUAUUGCCCCAUCGCUGUUCACCGAUUGGUCAAAACCAUCUGCAGAAUUGCUCCUUACCAGAUUAAUACAGCUUUUGUGUCAAAUCUUAAAUCGGAUUGCAACACGAAGUGGAAUGUUUGAAAAUGUCAUUUCAUUGCCGUUGCCUGGUAUGGAGGUUGUCACACACUACCCUAUUCUUGCUGCCACAGUUGGCAUUCUUAUACAAUUAAUUCUUCGAUCUCGAGGCUCCAGUGGUAAUCGAGUAAGUCAAGUGCUUAUCUCUGAGCCUGUGUUCCAAAUGAACUCUUUGAAAUUCCUGUUGGGUCAACAAGAUCCCAGUGAAACAGCAUCUGCAGCUGAGACGUCGUCUUCCAUCAGAAAAGUGUUCACUCUUAGAGAAGUUAACCAAGUUAAUAGUGAAGAAAUCAAAUUGGCAGAAGAAUUGAUAGUUCACCUUCAGAUUCAAUUAGACCGUAAGUCCAAUCAACAAAAGUCUCUGGCUGAUGAUGACUUGUGUGCUAUUUGCUAUGCAAACCCUAUCUCCGUUAUAUUCAACCCUUGUGGUCACAAGUCUUGUAGGCGUUUUUUUAUUAUUUCAUGUUCUUACCUUAACUCGUCUGCAGCUUCUUUCCGUCUUAUUGUCCUUUGCACCUACUUUCUGCCAGUUGUAACUUAUUUCGAACCUUUUCUCACCUUUCAUCUCUUGCACCUGCUCUCCCGAGCUUCUUCAAGUCUUCUUUUUUGCACCUUCUUUCCCCCCCUUCCUCCUUGGCACCUUCUUUCCCCCCCUUCCUCCUUGGCACCUUCAUUCCCCGCUUCUUCCUCCUUGUCACCUUCUUUCUCUUCUUCCUCUUUGUCACCUUCUUUCUCUUCUUCCUCCUUGGCACCUUCUUUCUCUUCUUCCUCCUUGGCACCUUCUUUCUCUUCUUCCUCUUUGUCACCUUCUUUCUCUUCUUCCUCCUUGGCACCUUCUCCCCCCCCCUUCCUCCUUGGCACCUUCUUUCCUCCUUGGCACCUUCUCUUCCCACUUCCUUCCCGUCACCUUAUUUUUACCCUUCCUCCUUGA